AUGGACGUGAGUGCAGAGCGCACGACGACGCUUGUCUUCCUCGGCUAGACGCUUACAGCCAUCUUGUCACUCUCGCCAUCGUAGGCCCAGUACGUCGAGCGUCUGCACGCGCUGCUUCAGCAGUCGAACGUGCCAGACACCAACCAACUCCGAGAGGUAAGCAUCCGGCCGCACAUCCCUUUGACAGGCCGACAAGCAGGAUCUCGAUGCUGAAUAGCAAUAUCUGUGUCCUUGACGCAGGCUACCGAGGGAAUCAAAGCUGCGUCCACACAGCAGCAGUUCGUGCCCGCGCUCUUUGAAAUCCUAGCGUCCAGCCCAGACCUCGCGGUCCGUCAGCUCGCCGCUGUCGAGAUGCGUAAGCGCAUACACAAAAAGCCAGAAACAGCGUGGGUCAAGCAAGCUGUCGACGUGAGGACUGGCAUCAAGGCGCGCUUGUUGGAUCUGUUGCCAAAGGAGGAGAGGUGAGCCCAAUUUUGCAAGCUCCACACUUCAAUUUUGCAAAGUCAUCACUCACGCAGCGUCUCCUUAUUUGACUGCUGCCAACAGCACCCUGGUCAGGAAUGCGAUUUCACGUGUUGUGUCCGAGAUUGCCAACAGAGAGCUCAUCGCUGGCACUUGGCCUGAGCUUCUCCCAUUCCUUUUCGCGGCGGCAGACAGUCCUAACGCAUCGCAUCGUCAAAUUGCGAUCUUUGUCUUUUAUACGGUGCUCGAGACGCUCGUUGAUGGUGGAGAAAAGUUGGAGGCUUACCUGCCCCAAAUUCUCGCAAUAUUUGCCAAAAGCCUUCAGGAUCCCGAGAGUAUCGAGGUCCGCAUCACCACAGUCCGGUGAGCCAAGAUUGAACCGCUUAUAGAUAGGGCGACGAGAUCCUGACAGUCAUACGCGUUGAUUCGCACUUCCCCUCUUAGCGCCUUGGGCAAAGUAGCGCAAAACCUUGAGGAUGACUCGGAGGCGGAUCGCGCGCAAGUGCAAGCCGCCAUUCCUCAGAUGGUUCGCGUGCUGCACGACUCCUUGGAGCAGUCCCACACAGAUGGUGUCAAGCAAUGCCUAGACGUCUUCGAAUCUUUGUGUAUGCUGGACGACUCCGUGCUCGCCAAUGCUAUCCCCGACCUCAUCGAGUUCUUCUUGAACAACGGCGCCAACACCACUCUCGAAGAGGAUCUUAGAAUAAUGUGCUUCAACUCGCUCAUCUGGGCUUGUCAGUACAAGCAAAACGUCAUCAAGAACCAAAAGCUGGCAAAGCCCAUCAUUGAGCGCCUGAUGACUGUCGCUGUUGAGGAUGAAGGCGACGACUACGAUGAGGACACACCUAGCCGUCUCGCCCUGCGCGUCAUUGAUGGCCUGUCGACGUCUCUCCCUCCCGCUCAAGUAUUCCCGCCUCUGCACGAGCAGAUGCAAGCAUACAUGGGACACGCCGAUGGCAAUCACAGAAAAGCUGCGCUCAUGGCAUUUGGCGUUGCUGUAGAGGGCUGCUCAGAAUACAUUCGGCCCCAUAUCGAUCAACUUUGGCCUUUCAUCGAAGCCGGCUUGCGCGAUCCCGAGGUGGUGGUCAGGAAAGCCGCUUGCGUCGCAAUCGGCUGCCUUUGCGAGAGCUUGGAUGACGAGUGCGCCAAGCGACACGCAGUGCUACUGCCUAUGAUUAUGGAGCUGAUCAAUCACGAGGAGACCCAACGAUCUGCAUGUACUGCUCUCGAUUCUCUGCUGGAAGUGAUGGGCGAGGACAUCAGCCAGUACCUGCCUGCUAUCAUGGAGCGACUGGCAGGCUUGCUCGAGACUGCACCUAUUCCCGUCAAAUCGACAGUCACUGGCGCUAUCGGGUCUGCUGCGCACGCUUCCAAGGAGGGCUUCUUGCCAUACUUCCCUCAGACACUUCAACGUAUGCUGCCCCACCUGCUUCUCACCGAGGAGGGUGAUCAGAUGGAUCUGAGAGGUAUCACCACCGACGCUAUCGGCACCUUUGCGGAGGCUGUUGGCAAAGAAGCCUUCAGGCCGUACUUCCAGGAUCUCAUGAACCACAACUUCGAGAGCAUGAAGCUCGAGAACCCCAGGCUUCGCGAAUGCGCUUUCAUCUUCUUCGCCGUCAUGGCCCGUGUCUUUGGCGAGGAGUUUGCUCCCUUCCUGCCUCACGUCGCGCCCUUGCUCCUUGGCUCUUUCAAGCAGAGCGAGCACGAUGCAGUGCCAGGUGCCUCUGGGGAUGGCAUCAUCAGUGGCGCUGGCGUCGGUACCAACGCCUCUGGCGAGUACACCACUGAAGAUGAUGGCGACGAAGAAUUCAUCGAUCUCGACGACCUCAAUGACGCUUUCGCAAACGUCAACAGCGCCAUUGCGGUUGAGAAAGAAGUUGCAGCAGACUCUAUUGGUGAGAUUUUCACGCACACCAAGCACGCGUUCCUUCCCUAUCUCCAAGAGAGCGUGGAACAACUCGGUCAUCUGCUUGAACACUUCUACCAAGGCAUUCGAAAGAGCGCCGUCGCGGCAUUGUUCGCUUGCAUCAACACUCUCAACGAGAUGUCGAACCCCUCAACAUGGCAGCCAGGUCUCACUGUGGUGAGUUUCAGAGGGAUACGCUAGAUCGCUCGGCCGUGCUGAUCUCGCGCGUGUGAUUGCCUACAGCAAGUACCUCUCAACAGCGACGUGCAAAAUCUCGUCAACACUGUGAUUCCUGCACUGCUGGAUGCUUGGAACGACGAAGAUGAUAGGUGAGUGACUAUCCUUGCGGCGGCUGAAGUUGCGGGAUGAAUGCGAGCCAAUGAAGGGCUACAACAAUGAUGAUAAACAUUAUCUCAGCUCACUACGACGGCUGCACGCACAUGAUGCGGUCGCGCCGAGUGAACACAAAAUUCUUACCCACUUUGCCUGAGAGUUGUCAUGGGGAAUGGGGGGUCUCGAUCAAGUAGUGCUUUCUAUCCAAGUACUGCUACUGACGACGAUCUUGCGCAUGCCUGCAGAACAACUGCCAUCGAGUUCUGCCAAUCAUUGGCCGAAUGUCUGAACAAGAACGGUCCAGCUAUCAUCAGUCGUGAGUGCAGCGCGUGAGGGACACCUUCGAUGUCAGGUCUAAACCGACUCUUUGGUUUUUGCCGAUUUUUCAGAGCACGCGGACCGCGUCUGUAAUUUUGCUGCCGAGAUCCUUGACCAGAAGAGCUUGGCGCAAAUAGACAACGAUCCUUCAGAAGACGAGGCAGGCGCAGAAGACAUUUCGGAGUACGAGUCCGUUCUCAUCGGCGCAGCAAUGGAUCUCGUUGGCGCCAUGUCACACGUAUUUGCUCAAGACUUCCUGGACCCUCUGAGAGCCCUGCUGCCUAAGGUCACAAAGUACUACGUGAGUCGAGCAUUUCAAUGAGCAGCGCUUCUUGAAUCCAAAUCUGACAACGGUGUGGUGUCCUCAGUCACCCUCGCGCUCUACAACUGAUCGUGGGGCUGCGGUCGCUUCUCUCGGCGAGAUCAUCAUUGGUAUGAAGGGCGCCAUCACGCCACUCACCGGUGACAUUCUCACUACAUUGUCAAGGGCCCUGCAAGACGAAGAACCUGCCGUACGGUCAAACGCUGCAUUCGCAUCGGGUGUGCUCAUUGAGCACUCCGAGCAAGACCUCAGUGAACACUUCGGAGCGCUUUUGAAUGCUAUCCGGCCCAUGUUCGAGGUGCCUGCUGGUACCGACAAGACGGGUGAGUAGGCGCUGUCGCUUGCCGUCAAGACCUUACUCAUGCUGACUGCAAUCUCUCCCCCGUUCCUGAGCUCAGACAUCCUCAACGCGCGAGACAACGCCUGCGGUUGCUUGUCCAGGAUGAUCAUUCGCAAGCCCGAUGCUGUGCCCUUAGAUCAGGCUCUGCCUAUCUUGUUCUCGUCCAUGCCUCUCAAGGAGGACAUGGCGGAAUGGACGCCAGUUUUCAAGAUGCUCAUCACUUUGCUGCAAGCCAACAACCCAGUCGCCAUGCAGCACAUCGACACGAUUCUCGGCCUCUUUGCUCACACUCUCGGCGACGCGAGCGAGCCGCUCGACCCGCAAUUGAGAGGCACGGUCGUCGCCUUCGUUAGCUCCUUGAACGCCUCUGUGCCAGACAAGGUCGCCGCUGCCGGCUUGACGCAAUUCCUCGUCUAA
Molecule: messenger RNA, 4098 nt
Organism: Ceraceosorus bombacis
Lineage: Eukaryota; Fungi; Basidiomycota; Exobasidiomycetes; Ceraceosorales; Ceraceosoraceae
Source: the annotation of a GenBank genome assembly